AUGAAUUGCCUGAUGAUACCGGGAAUGCAACCAGGAUCCCCGCACAAGGCCCGCGGCCAGAUACAGGUCAUCUUUGGACCCAUGUUCUCUGGAAAAAGCACCGAACUGAUGCGCCGAGUCCGUCGGUUUCAAAUUGCACAGUAUAAAUGUCUUCUAGUCAAGUAUGCUAAAGACACACGCUAUUGCGUCAAUGGAGUCUCCACACAUGACAGAAACACCAUGGAGGCCAUGUCAGCUUGUUACCUCAAAGAUGUACAGCAGGAGGCUCUCAAUUCUGCUGUGGUUGGCAUUGAUGAAGGCCAGUUUUUUCCAGAUAUAAUUGAGUUUUGUGAGACAAUGGCCAAUGAAGGGAAAACUGUCAUUGUGGCAGCCCUUGAUGGAACGUUUCAGAGGAAGGCUUUUGGGAACAUCUUACAGCUAGUCCCCUUAGCAGAGUGUGUGGUGAAACUAAACGCUGUUUGUAUGGAGUGUUAUCGUGAGGCCUCUUAUACAAAAAGGCUGGGAACAGAGAAAGAGGUAAGAGCAGUUAGAGCUUUCCCUUUCUUUAAAGGAUUCCCAUCUACCUGUGUGAGAAGUGUGCCUGUUAUGGAUCAAGAACAGCAGAAUGUGGAAGUAAUAGGAGGGGCAGACAAAUAUCACUCAGUCUGCCGGGCCUGCUAUUUCAAGAACCAACAGUUGACAUCUGAAAACAAAGAGAACCUACCAGGUGGGAAUAAACAGCUGAACAUUAAUACCUCCAGAAAAGUCUUGUCUACCCAUCAGAUCAUGCAAUGGAGUCCAUCUAAUUAA
Messenger RNA from Candoia aspera, 789 nucleotides. It is a transcript of the gene TK1, whose product is annotated as thymidine kinase 1. NCBI's taxonomy places the organism in Eukaryota, Metazoa, Chordata, Lepidosauria, Squamata, Candoiidae. Gene Ontology annotation, biological process: thymidine metabolic process. The record is from RefSeq and is a predicted model, not a curated record. Gene Ontology annotation, molecular function: thymidine kinase activity; ATP binding.